Notodromas monacha is the source of this 1561-nucleotide messenger RNA. Lineage: Eukaryota; Metazoa; Arthropoda; Ostracoda; Podocopida; Cyprididae. The record is from the annotation of a GenBank genome assembly.
AUGAGACGAUUGGUGUUGGGUGCGUCUGAUUGUCUUCCAACUGAGGAAUCGUUGGCGUUCUACAAGUGGGUUUUCUACUUGGCCCAGUUUCUGAUCGGCGUGGGAGCCACGCCACUCUACACCCUCGCCGUGACUUAUGUGGAUGAGAAUGUCGCCUCCAAAUCAUCCUCUGUCUACCUAGGAGGGAAGGAGCUGAAAUUGACGAGAAAACGAGAAACGCAUCAGUCGAACGUGCAUCUGACCAAGUGGCUGGAAAACACCAAGGCGAGCAAUUCGAAAAAGGCCCAGGGUUCGUCGGUGACGAAGAUCCACGUGCGGGAACUGACGAUGGCUCUCGUCAGAGUCGUGGCUGGCAACCCAACUUUCUUGUUCCUCACGUUGGCAGGGGCUGCCGAGGGCUUUCUCCUCGCCGGCUUUGCCACCUUUCUGCCGAAAUACUUUGAAAACCAAUUCCGACUCACUGCGGGACUAGCGGCUAUGAUCGUCGGAGUGGUUGCAGUUCCCGGCGCCGGCGGAGGCACUUUGCUGGGCGGCUACCUGAUCAAGCAUUACGACAUGAAGUUACCGGCCAUCAUGAAGAUGUGCUGUGUGUCGACAUUCCUGGCUGGCCUGUCGACACUCAUCUUUGUGUUCAGCUGCGACGACGUGGGGAUCGCGGGCGUGACAGCAGCUUACGAGCCCUCGCGGCUCUUGUUUGCCGGUGGCAACGCUAGCGCUGAUCUCGGACCACGGAACUCUGCUGACGACGAUGAUGUUGAUGAUGAGUCUGCUUUUGAUCGGGUUGUCGAGGAAGCAGACAGGAGUAUAGCAUUGGGUGUGCAGUUGGCACUACUGCGCGUGCUGGGCACGAUCCCGGCGCCCGUGCUUUUUGGCAAGCUGAUGGAUUUGGCGUGCAGUUUGUGGGAAACGAUCCCCGAGGGUCCUGGUGAAGGCUGUGAUGUGCAAGGGGACGUCGGGUCAGCUGGGGUCACGAUCUCCAGCAGCAACAGCAAAGGAGGUGCGCAACUCGGCAGUUGCAGGGCGUAUUUCAAUCACAGCAUGAGCACGUACUUGCUGAUUGUGGGUGUGAUUGGGAAAGUGCUCGAGUUUCUGUGCUUCUUCUUGGCAUUGAAAUUGUACAGAGCUCCUCCUGAGCCAAUGGCUCAAGAUGCAUCAGCAUCAGAUGAUAAUGACGUGAAACAUUCCAACAAUUUCAAGAGUUUGCAGCCAUCUCUGGAGAUGAAUGGUUACAGGAAAACAGAAGAUCGUGGGCAAGUGAAGCCGAAUCAAGUUACUCACGCGUACGAUAAUCCUGUUCCCGUGGACUGCUGAUAAUUCCUGUGUCUGCUGGUUGAAGCAAGUGAUCGAAUCUAAUUUUGUGGUUGUGCCGAGAAUAUUUUCAAUUCCACACCAGUACAUUUGAUGAAGUGCGUGAGUUGGUUUUGCAGUUUCCUGGCUGGAAGGUAUUGACACCCAACAGUUCACUUUCAUUCACAAUCCCUCAUCAUGAACAUUCUUUGUUUAUAUUUUUUAAGUUGUGCCUUCUGUUGAUAAGUUGGAAUAAACGCAUUCUCUUGGUGAA